GAAGCCCCGCCUACUCAACAUGGCGACCUAGUGAAAAGUCCACGCUCGUUUGUUGACAUCUGUUGAAAAGCCAGUCUCACGCUUCAGUGGUGGAUUUACAGCCGCUACAACCAUGUCGAGAGUCAUCGUGAAAAACCUUCCCAACGGGAUGAAGGAGGAGAGGUUCCGGUCGAUGUUUGCUGCCUUCGGCACCGUGACGGACUGCUCUCUGAAGUUCACCAAGGACGGCAAGUUCCGCAAGUUCGGCUUCGUGGGAUUCAAGUCCGAGGAGGAGGCGAACAGCGCUCUGCAACAUUUCCACAAGAGCUUCGUGGACACGUCGAGAGUCACGGUGGAGAUGUGUAAGGCGUUCGGAGACCCCACUAAAGCAAAAGCCUGGAGCAAACACACCCAGAGCUCGGGCCAGGACAAAGCCCCUGCGUCUGCUGACACUGACAAGAACAAGAAAAACAAGAAGGAGAAAAAGGAACUCAACAGCACACUUGACAAUCUGGAAGAGGACCAGGGAUUCAAGGAGUUUCUGUCAGUACAUCAAAACCGAAGUCAAGCACCAACUUGGGCCAACGACACUUUGCAGCAAACGACUCCUGAUAGUGAACGGACAAAGACUCAGGGCAAGAAGAAGCCUGCCUCAGAUGAUUACCUCAACUUUGAUUCUGACCAGUCAGAGGACGAGGGGGAAGAAUAUGUUGAAGAUGAAGGUACUACUAAAGGAGCAUUGGAGUCUGGCUUGUCGGAUAUGGACUACCUGCGCUCAAAAGUAGCACAGAUGGACGAAACCAUGGAACAGGGCGAAGAGAAGGAUGAUGGUGAAGGGGGAGAUGACGAAGAUGAAGAUCGUGGUGCUGUGCAGCAGCAUGCAGACAGUGCCUAUGAGAGUGGUGACAGAGACAACAGCUCAAAGACCAAAACAUCAGCUUCCUCCGAGGACAAGAAGCAGAGAAAAGCCAAGAAAACUGCCAAACAGGAGAUGGAGCCGACGACAGAGUUCACGGUGAAACUGAGAGGAGCCCCUUUCAACGUGAAAGAGCAACAAAUUAAAGAGUUCAUGACCCCGCUGAAGCCCGCAGCAAUCAGGAUUGGGAAGAAUGAAAGUGGAAAUAGAACAGGUUACGUGUAUGUGGACCUGCGAUCUGAAGAAGAGGUGGGAAAGGCUUUGAAGAAAAAUAAAGACUACAUAGGGGGCCGUUACAUUGAAGUCUUCUGUGUAGAUGCCAAUCGCGGUAAAGGCCAGAGGGACAUAAAGGAAAAAGAAAUUGACAGAAACUUUACCAGGCAGCUCAAGGAGGAUGAGGAGGAGGAAGAUGUGGCAGAGUCGGGUCGACUCUUCAUCAGAAACCUGCCUUACACCUGCACAGAGGAAGAGAUCAAAGAGCUGUUUUCAAAACACGGUCCUUUAUCUGAAGUGCUCUUCCCUAUCGACAAUCUAACAAAGAAACCUAAAGGAUUCGCUUUCAUAACCUACAUGAUACCAGAGAAUGCAGUGACAGCUCUAGCUAAGCUGGACGGACAUAUAUUUCAGGGCAGGAUGAUUCACCUGCUUCCCUCCACUGUGAAAAAGGAAAAGGCUGAAUCCUCAGAUGCAGGUGGUCCUGGCUCUUCAUCUUACAAACGACAAAAAGAUGCCAAGAACAAAGCUUCAAGUUCUAGUUCACACAACUGGAAUUCCUUGUUUCUUGGCACAAGUGCAGUGGCAGAUGCCAUUGCUGAAAAAUACAACACCACUAAAAGCCAAGUUCUGGACCAUGAGUCCAAGGGAAGUGUUGCAGUGAGGAUGGCUCUGGGAGAGACACAAAUUGUCCAGGAGACUCGACAGUUCCUUUUGGACAACGGUGUCAGCCUGGAUUCCUUCAGUCAGGCAGCAGCAGAAAGGAGUACAACUGUGAUCCUGGUGAAAAACCUUCCAGCGGGAGUGGUGGUGUCGGAGCUGGAGGAGCUCUUCUCCCCUCAUGGCUCUUUGGGUCGAGUGCUGCUGCCACCGUCAGGACUCACUGCCAUCAUCGAGUUCCUGGAGCCGCCUGAAGCAAAACGAGCCUUCACAAGGCUUGCCUACAGUAAGUUCCAUCAUGUCCCGCUGUAUCUAGAGUGGGCACCUGUGGGGGUGUUUGUGGCAGCCAAACUAGAACCAGUGCUUGACAAAGAGGAGGCAGUGAAAGAAGAGAAGGAAGAGGAAGAAGAUGAGGAUGAAGAGGAGGAAUCUGCUCCAGGUUCCACCCUUUUCAUUAAGAAUCUUAAUUUCAGCACAACAGAGGAGACGCUACAGGAGACAUUUUCCAAAUGUGGCAAGAUUACAUCCUGCACCAUCUCCAAGAAGAAAGAUAAAACAGGAAAGUUGUUGUCCAUGGGCUAUGGCUUUGUCCAAUAUCAGAUGGCAGAGGCAGCACAGAAGGCCCUGAGGCAGCUUCAGCACUGUACUGUGGAUGAUCACCAGUUAGAGCUGAAGAUUUCCGAGAGAGCUACAAGGACUACUGAGGUGUCACGCAAGAAGAAGCAAGUCGAUAAGAAGCAAACAGGAUCAAAGAUCCUUGUGCGCAAUGUUCCCUUCCAAGCCUCUGUCAGGGAAAUUCGAGAACUCUUCUGCACGUUUGGAGAGCUGAAGACUGUCCGUCUUCCGAAAAAAGCAGCUGGUUCAGGAAAGCAUAGAGGCUUUGGCUUUAUUGAUUUCCUUACAAAACAGGAUGCUAAGAGAGCAUUUGCUGCACUGUGCCACAGCACCCAUCUGUACGGGAGACGUCUUGUGCUUGAGUGGGCUGAUGCUGAGGAAACUGUGGAGACACUGAGACGGAAAACAGCUGAACAUUUUCAUGUGGCCUCAAAAAAGCAGCGUAAGGCAGAGGUAAUGGAGGGAAUUCUUGAAUCAAUGGAAACUGGAGGGAGCACGGAAGACUGAUGAUGUCCAUAAUCGCCACCGUCGCUGUGAAAGUCCUGACACAGUCCUGGCUUAUGCUCCAGUGUUUUUCUGUUAAUAGGAUCGUAAAGAUAAUAUGGACAGACGAAGAAAAAUUAUGAGAAAUGUAUUGGCUGGUGAAAGUUUUGUGAAAAAAACUCUGUUUUGCUUACAUCACGCAAGUUUUUGUAUAGUGAUUAACCUCAAAAGAUUGGGAGUGAUGUCAUUUUUUAUAUUAAAUUUUAUUUCAUGACUUAA
This is a messenger RNA of Scophthalmus maximus (turbot), 3145 nucleotides long. RefSeq names its product RNA binding motif protein 19 (gene rbm19). The coding region runs from base 113 to 2890 and encodes 925 amino acids. Gene Ontology annotation, molecular function: RNA binding. The transcript is spliced from 24 exons. Lineage: Eukaryota; Metazoa; Chordata; Actinopteri; Pleuronectiformes; Scophthalmidae. The record is from RefSeq and is a predicted model, not a curated record.